Molecule: messenger RNA, 2633 nt
Organism: Mytilus californianus (California mussel)
Lineage: Eukaryota; Metazoa; Mollusca; Bivalvia; Mytilida; Mytilidae
Product: ras association domain-containing protein 9-like
Exons: 3
Coding region: 325-1848 (507 amino acids)
Biological process (GO): signal transduction
Source: RefSeq, a predicted model, not a curated record
GAUUGCACUUGUAUUUGAUCAUAUUUAAAGUUGUUUAGAGACCAUGCCUUCCGUAAACAAAUCGUAGACGAUAUGAUAUGAACACGUUGUGUAAUAAAAUCUCGAGCAUUUAACGUCAUUCAGAUAUUGGAUAUUUUAUAGAUACUUAAAUCAAUUACCCUGUAUGAUAAAAAUUCACCAGGUGAUAUAUUUCAGAUUUACAAGGCCACAAUCAUGCUGUGAGCUGUGCGACAAUAAUGCUUUGAGCUUUGGGAUAAUAAUGCUGUGAGCUGUUCAACUUAGUAAUAUUGGAUAAUUAGAAAAACAAAUAAUACCCGGCUUCAGAUGGACGGAGCUGAGGCGGUUACCGAAAUACCAGUGUGGUUUACUGGAACUCAGCGCUGGGUGACUGGUUUGACUAAACGAACAACGUGCGAUGAUGUCAUUUAUGCGCUACUCUACAACGACGGAAAACACGAAGACGAAAGAACAGACAAAUAUACAAUUUACGAGAGAUGGCGAGAUGUAGAAAGGCCGUUACAAGGACGAACAAAAAUUCUAAAAAUAUGGAAGGCUUGGGGUGAUGAGCAGAGAAAUGUUCAACUUUCAAUGAGACAUGUUGACGAAUUUGAUGAAUACGGCGAAUUCCUGCACGCUAGGAGGCACCGGCGACGAUCGCGUCACAAAACACGUGAUGGUCAUAACAAUAACCCCAAAGAAAACGCCCAUAAACACAAGUCAUCCGAAAGAUUGAAAUCAAUUGACGAUUUAGCAAAAACAGUGAUAAAACAAGAACGAAAACUACACGAUAUGGGAUAUAGAUUGGAAGGAAUAGAUAAGGAAAUAGAAUUGUACGAAACAAACAUGCAUCAGACUCGAAUGCAAGCAAAUGGUACGGAUUAUGUUCAAGAUGCUUAUUUAAAGGGGGGUUUGGAGGAUAGCAUGGACGAAUUUCUUCGCAAGAUUGGCCCAGAAAGUUUAGAAAUGUAUAUUGAAUUUUGUGAACGAGUUCUUCAAUUAGAAUCCAAAAUCAAAAAGGAGAAUUCUAUAGUUGAGGAAUUAUCGUACCAAAUCAAUGAAGAAACUUCUUUUAAUCAAGCAUUUUGUGGUGACGAUAAUGUUUUUGAGAAGGAGUUCUGUAACAGUGAACUUGAAACGGAGCUAUCAAGUUUACAGGCCGAACUUAAUAGAAUUGUAUCUGCUAAUAUGAUGCAGAAAUAUGAGGCAGCUGAAAUCGCUCGUGAAAUUGACACGUGUGAUAGAGUAUUAUCGGAUAAACAAAAGACCAUUCAAACCCUUCAAAAGGAACUGGAAAUAUUAGACCGGUUUGAAAAUGAAAGCAAAGCUUCGAGUGAUAUGCAAGAAUAUAGGGCAGUAGAUUUACCUUCGAACUCUUCUGCAGACUAUGCAAACAUAGAAACUGUAACAAUGUUGCCUAGUCAGGAUUAUGCUUCAGCACCCGGUGCAUCAGGUCAAACAAUUGAUCCUUUUAAAAAGAGUUUCCUUGACAACGACGAUACAUUUUCGAUCGAUACAGACAAUACAUCUAACGAUUCCCAAUUCGGGUAUAGUAAAGAAAGUACACCUAAAAAUGGACACCGGCGGAAUUGUUUGUUUAUUCCACAUGGCAAAAUGUUUGACGAUAGUUUAAUUAGUGAACGAAUUAAAUCUGAGAUUUAUUCUUAUAAGUCUAGAUCAGAAUGUCACUUAAAAAAUGAUGGUUUUGUUAGUGCUACAGUGAACAAUAAUUCUCGGUCAGACUGUUGUGCCAAAGUUGUUGACGACGAUUCAAAUUCCGACACAGGACUUAGUUCUAUGCAUAGUGACGAUGCCACGACGCCAUACAAUUUUCUAGAAACACUAGUAUAAUUAACAUUGACCGAUGUCUAGACAAAAAUCGCUUAACUAGUUUUCCUGUUUCUUGAAGUUGCACAGCUGAAACGUUCACCACGUACGCGUGAAAAUCUUUUGGGAAAAGGGAUGUGGUGAGAUAAUUAAAUUUUCUGGUACAAAUAUUUGGAUGUUACGACAAUUGUUAGAGUAGCUUGGAACACUUGUGUUUUGACUUGGGAUAAUUUUGCGAAAAAAUAUGUAUUUCCACUUCUGUUGUUUAAAUCAAUUUACAUAUAGGCGGAUAUUUAAUGACUAUGUUUGGUAAUAGGUGAGAUUAUUUUGCUAUUUUUUGGUUUACAUCUAAAAAGGGAUAUAAACGAAAUUUUCUAUGACAAGCAUAGUACCUACAUGUACGUGUCCAUUCACAGUCGUCGCUGACAUUUAAAUUAUAACUGAAAUACAUUUUAACAAUAGUAAUAUGACCAUGGAAAUGCCACAGUUUGAUUCGAAUGUGACAAAUUAUUGAUGUUUGAAAAAUAUAUACAUAUAGAUGCAUAUUAGAUAUAGACGGAAAAUGUUCAAGUUAAGCAUUAAUACUCAUACGUGUAAGCAACGAUUAUAGCAUUCAGUACCUCGCGUUAGCACCAUUUGUGUUCAGUUUUUCAAACUUCCUAACUGAAUGUUUAUUCAUACUGUAAUUCUUCUUUGAAUCUAUCUGUCGUCUCGUUUUUUCUCUCUCUUUCUCCUCCUGUUAUCUUAUCAGAUAUUUAAACUUGUUGAUAUUUGUGCAUAUACAAGAAAUAAAUCGUUUAUACAAAUUA